Molecule: messenger RNA, 3357 nt
Organism: Rhizoctonia solani
Lineage: Eukaryota; Fungi; Basidiomycota; Agaricomycetes; Cantharellales; Ceratobasidiaceae
Product: Retrotransposable element Tf2 protein
Exons: 1
Coding region: 1-3357 (1118 amino acids)
Biological process (GO): DNA integration
Molecular function (GO): nucleic acid binding
Source: RefSeq, a predicted model, not a curated record
AUGUCUGAGUUUGUAAACAUUGCUAUGGACUCGAAUAAAAAACCACUCCUCUUUCUAGACAUGAUACUGCAAGACUUUCCAACGGAACCCAUAAAAACCCUGGUGGAUUCAGGAGCCACUUCCAAUUUCAUAUCCCCUUCCCUAGUAGAAAAACUUAAAAUACCAAAAACCCAACUCAAAAAUCCACAAGUUGUGAGAAUGCUAGAUGGUACAAUAUCCCAGACUGGUCGCAUAUGGCACCAGGUACAACUCGCGGUUUUGGCCAAUGGCCACCCACAUACCAUUCCCUUCCUGGUCUGUCCCAUUGGAAACACUCCGGCAAUACUUGGCAUGACAUGGUUAACUCAGGAGUCACCUCUUAUUGACUGGUCCCAAGGCACCAUCACAUUCCCUGACCAAGCCCAAAUAGCCUCAGAAGAAGAAGCAGAUCCCAACCCAUUAGCCGACCUGCCCACGGAAUACCAUGAGUUUGCUAAAGUCUUUGGCAAAGAGGAAUUUAAGGUCCUCCCCCCACACAGGGAGUAUGAUAUUGCCAUUGACCUAAUUCCCGACGCCAAACUCACUCCUGGACCCAUCUACGGCAUGACGGACGCAGAAUCCAAGGCGCUUAAACUACAUAUUGAGGAGGAAUUAGCAACGGGCAAGAUCCGCCCCAGCACUUCCUCCGCAGGCGCCCCUGUAAUGUUUGUUAAGAAGGCGGAUGGAUCCCUGAGGCUCGUAGUAGACUAUCGAAAACUCAACGAUGUCACCCAUAAGAACGUCUACCCUCUUCCCAGGCAAGAUGACUUAAUGGCCAAGCUUAGGAAUGCAAAACUGUUUACCAAACUGGAUCUACGAUGGGGUUACAACAACGUCAGGAUUAGAGAAGGAGAUGAAUGGAAAACGGCAUUCAGAACCAAAUACGGGCUAUUCGAAUACCUGGUAAUGCCAUUUGGCCUCACCAACGCCCCUGCCGCCUUCCAGCAUUUCAUGAAUGACUUGUUUAGGGACCUCAUCGACGUCACCGUGGUGAUAUACUUGGAUGAUAUUUUGAUCUUCUCUGAAAACCCCAAAGAACACCCAUCUCAUGUCAGGGAAGUCCUGUCCUGGCUAUUGAAGAAUCAACUAUUCUGCAAACUAUCCAAGUGCCACUUCCACGUCACCACGGUAGAUUACCUUGGUAUUGUUAUCUCCCCCGCCGGCUUCUCCAUGGACCAGAAGAAGAUCGAAGCCGUUACUACGUGGCCCACACCUAAGACGGUCAAACAGGUCCAGGCCUUCUUAGGGUUUGUUAAUUACCUUCAACGGUUCAUCCCCAAUUUCAGUACGGUAGCACGCCCCCUCCAUAAUCUCACAAAGAAGGAAUCCCCUUGGUCAUGGGGAAAUUCAGAGGAAACUGCGUUCAAGGAAUUAAAGGCAUUGGUCACUCAAUCCCCGGUCCUGAUCCACUCCAAUCCCGAGCUCCCCUACUACCUGGAAACAGACGCUUCGGGAGUAGCGAUGGGCGCCAUCUUGAGUCAAAGAGGUCCAGAUAACCGGCUGCAUCCCAUUGCCUAUAUGUCCAAGUCCUUCUCAGGAGCAGAAGCCAAUUACAACACCCACGAUAAGGAGCUCCUGGCCAUCAUCAAAGCGCUAGAGGAAUGGAGGAUAUUCUUGGAAGCAACGGACAAACCGGUACAGGUCUUCACGGAUCAUAGGAAUCUGGAGUAUUGGAUGCAGGCACAAACAUUUAACCGGAGGCAUGCCCAAUGGCGCAUAUUCCUGAGCAAUUUCAACUUUGAGAUCCACUAUCGCCCAGGAAAGCAAUCAGGGAAACCAGACGCCCUGUCCAGACGAUUGGACUACGUUGAUACAUCACCAGAACCAGAGGUAAUGCUCCCCGCAGAGGUCUUUGCCAAUACAUCAGAAGAGGAACUGGAAAUUGUCACAGAAAUACGCUCCAAGCUAAGGGAAGAUCCAUCCCUUGAGCCUAUCAUCCAAUUCCUAACUGAAGACGCGGAUAACGCUCCCCCCUCCAUUCGGAAGGCUUACAGAGACUACGACUGGGAGGAAGACCUACUAUGGUAUCGAGGGAAACUUGUGGUUCCGGACUCAGAAGCCCUGAAGGAACGAUUACUCAGGGAAUUCCAUGACUCCCCACUAGCGGGUCACCCAGGCCAACAAAGGACCCUGGAGCUCUUGAGCCGCAACUACUGGUGGCCGGGAAUGAAGUCAUCCGCCAAGGAAUGGGUGGAAUGCUGCCCCACUUGUCAAGCCAAUCGUCGUGCCCACAACCCGGUCAUAGCCCUAAAACCCUUAGAAGUUCCCCCCUUUCCAUUUCACACUAUCUCCUAUGACUUCAUCACGGGUUUUCCCAAGUCAGAAGGACAUGAUGCAAUCCUGGUAGUCAUUGAUUCGUUCUCCAAAUUAGGCCACUUCAUCCCUACCUCGAAAAAGGUUUCAGCAAAGGGCUUGGCUGAUCUCUUUGUCUCCCACAUCUGGAAACUUCAUGGGCUCCCCGUCAAAACUAUAUCAGAUCAAGGGACUACAUUCACAGGGAAAUUCCUUAGGGCCCUCUACCAACGAUUAGGGAUUAAACCUUCCUUCUCCUUGGCCUACCACCCUGAAUCAGACGGCCAGACGGAACGUGUCAACCAAUUUAUCAAGUUCUACCUAAGGUCUUAUGUAGCAGCAGAUCAUUCAGAUUGGGUUAAGUGGUUACCACUUGCGGAGUAUGCCUAUAACAACGCCAAGCAUUCAGCUACUGGAAAAACCCCGUUCGAAUUAAUUUAUGGUAGAAACCCAAUCAUGAAUUUGUCAAACACCCCUGCAAACAUCCCAGAAGCAGACCUUGUGGCAGAUACCCUAGCCAGGGAAUGGAAGGAAGCCGAAGCAGCCCUCAGAAUGAGCAAGGAACGGAUGACAAGGGAUAAAGGAACAGUCCCGGAAUAUUCAAUAGGGGAAAAAGUCUGGUUAGAUGGAAAAAACGUAGAACUUAGGACAAAUUCCAACAAGUUAGACCCCAAGUGCCUAGGCCCCUUUGAGGUAUUAGAGAAGGUAUCCAGUCACACGUACCGCCUCAAACUGCCGGAAACCCUAAAAAUCCACAACGUAUUCUAUGUGGGUUUGUUAUCCAGGGUACACAUAUCCCCAAGUCAACCAUUUCCAGAAAAACCCCCUCCUGAAACAAUAGAAGGGGAAGAAGAGUAUGAGGUGGAACAAAUUAUCGAUUCCAAAAGACAACGGGGAAAAUGGUUCUACCUAAUCAAAUGGAAGGGUUAUGGCCCGGAAGACAAUUCCUGGGAACCAGAAGAACUCCUAGAGCACAGCCAAGAGGAAAUCCAACGAUUCAACAAGUCACAACUGAAAAAGGCUCGUGACUCCGCCAAGAGCCUUUAA